AUGGCGACCUUAUCCCCAUCUCCAUCUGAAUCAGACAACAACGAAAUUCACCCUCUGAUCACUCUUAAAAGACGAAUAGCUGCACUGGAGGAAGAAAAUACAAACCUCCGAGUCCGUGGGCUCCCUGGGAAGAAAAGCAAUGACUCGAAUAUAUUCUAUGGACGAUCAAUUCGAAGGCUCGUGUGCCUGACCGAGCGCGUUGAAGAUGUGGUAGCAGAAUUCAAUAGGCGCAUUGGACUGGGCGCUGCCAAUGAAUCCGACGCGGAUCUAAUGGAUUCAAAUGACCUAGAUGAAAAUAGGCGGUAUCGCUCCUUCAAGAAACUUAUGGCAUGGUGCCCCUUGGCUCGUAAAUUGCUACGGUCAUCUGCCGAGCACGAAACUCUUGCUUUUGCAUACAGCAAGCUGAAUGAAAGCUCUGACGGAGCCAGGGGAGACGACUCUGCUAGUCUUAAGCGCUCUGUGGCUGAAUGGCUAAUGGAACGUACUCCCGCACCGAAUCCUGCCAUUCACAAACAAGACAAAUCUGGUCGGGGUUUUUACAACGACGUGACGGGUGGGCUCCUGUGCCCAGUUGAUUACGAUUGGAGCAAUCCCACUGUUCGAGCCUCCAUUCAAGACUACCAUCCUGAUCAUCGCAUCACCGCUUGUUCCUGGCCUUCAUUCUUGUACGAGGAUGGAGGCUAUGACCCCCAGAAUCCUACGAAGGGUCUACUUAAAGGCAAGCUACUCAUAAAGGCGUUUAAACGUGUAUUUACCUCUCCAAGUUCCACAGACGAGGAACAACCUGUCGACUCGGCUCGUUCUGCACACAACAGGAACAGUGGUGAGCGUCGCACUCGGCGUGACGUUGCAACACUACUCGAUAUGCGAUCUGUCCAACCUCGAGCCAUAGCUUAUGUGUCUGUUCAGCUGAGAUUCGCAUUGUCGAGCUCAGGAUCCUGGCGCAUCAUUGAUGACGAAUUCAACAAUCAGGAAUUUUAUGACAACAUAGUUGACUAUUUGGAGCUUCCUCCAACGCCAGAAGCAGCGAAAGAAAUCGACGAUCUCUUACUUUGGUGGAAUCAAAAAGUUUUUGGUCGAAGAUUUGUUUCCGAUUAUCGCCCGCAGCAGGCAAACAAGAUGUCAGUCGCCAUGACUUUGGCCAAAAGGCGUCACCACUAG
This is a messenger RNA of Suillus plorans, 1161 nucleotides long. RefSeq lists its product as uncharacterized. The transcript is spliced from 8 exons. NCBI's taxonomy places the organism in Eukaryota, Fungi, Basidiomycota, Agaricomycetes, Boletales, Suillaceae. The record is from RefSeq and is a predicted model, not a curated record. The coding region runs from base 1 to 1161 and encodes 386 amino acids.